AUGUGGCAUCAGAAGAUCUUUGCCCAUCGCCACAUUUUUCACAACAGAACAGUUCCAGGUAGCCCUGAUUUUGAGUGUAUUUUGAAGUCUCCAAGCUGCCAUACCUUAAAGGCCCGUGUUGUGGCCUUGCCAUGUCGGUUUUGCUUAUUUCAAUCAGAAACGCAACAAGCCUUUUCUAGUCUUGCCAUUGGAUGCUCUGAACAAUUCUUGAACACAUUGUUUCCAGCCUUGGGUCUACUCUGGACUUUGUGA
Messenger RNA from Durusdinium trenchii, 252 nucleotides. Lineage: Eukaryota; Dinophyceae; Suessiales; Symbiodiniaceae. The record is from the annotation of a GenBank genome assembly.